AUGAAGUCGCAUACUCUGGCUGCAAAAGUCGUCUUUCUCUUCGGAGAUCAAGUUGACUCAUGGCACAAUGGCCUCCAACAUGUCAUCAAAGCAGCCGGGUCAACUCCAUGGCUACAAUCAUACUUGGACGACUUGAGCACUGCGAUAAAGGCAGAAAUCGCAGAAGCUGCACUUGACAACGCAUUACAAGCCAGUCUGGGCACCUUUACGAGCCUUCUUGAGCUAGGCGAGAGAUACCGCCACAGCUCAGAUGACUUGGGUAUGGCGCAAUGCCUCCUCUUACACGCAGUUCGAUCUUCUCUUUUCCUACAGAUGGCCAAGCAGUCGCCGCAAAUUCUGAGUCCGGAAUCGCAAACAGAGUGGCUGGGGAUAUCUGGUGGCCUCAUUAGCUUGUCACCCCGAUUUGUCGCCGAAGACUUUGAGACGUUGCGCGAGGCCUCAAUCGAAAUUGGUCGCCUGUUUGUAAGACUGUGCAAGUUGGUGUCAGUUCGAUCUAGAGCAAUCGAGGACAACACUGGUGUCUGGGGCUGGGCCAUUUUAGGCGUAUCAAAAGAUGAGCUCCGCAAGGGACUCGAUAAAUUUCAGCAAAAUAUGCGAAUUCCGGCAAUAAAAAGGGCUCAAGUUGGAGUUACUGGACCUGGAUGGAGUACAAUCAUCGGGCCACCAUCAGUUCUAGAUCUCUGUAUCAAGCAAUGCCCUGCCAUUGCAACUGCCACAAAGAACCCUCUGAAUAUCCACGCUUUACAACACACAUUGACGAUCACGCAAGCAGAUCUCGACUACAUUGUCGGUAACUCUCAACUAAUGAGUCGAGCACUUCGUCACAUAAACCCCCGGUUAUGGGGAAUGGACGAUCCUGAAGCCACAUAUCAGAAUUGGGGAGACAUGUUGCGAGCCAUCUGCUCACAGGUGCUCUCCCUUUCACUGGACAUUCCAGAGGCUGUGGCAAAGCUUAGUGCUUCUCUCGGGGGGUGUGAUUCAGUCCAGGUUAUCCAGAUGGACAAUACUAGCCACGGUCCUUUCGUGUCAACUGCAUUGAAAGCUCCGGGGCGCAAGGCGACUCUUCUAGAAACACACUCGUAUCUCCAGACACAAUUCCAAGGGACGGAACCACCGCAAAAGACCGGUCGGAUAGCCAUUGUUGGCAUGUCGGGGCGCGGUCCGAGGAGUGACAAUGUUGACGAGUUUUGGGACGUGAUCAUGCAGAAGCAAGAUACUUGCACCGAAGUACCCAAAGACCGCUUCGAUAUAGACGAGUUCUAUUGCGAAGAACACGGGAAAGGAAACAAAGUGUGCACCAUGACUACAAAGUACGGCUGUUUUAUGGACAAGCCGGGCCACUUUGACGCUCGAUUCUUCCACAUCUCGCCUCGGGAAUCCAUGCUCAUGGACCCCGGCCAUCGACACUUCCUGAUGAGCAGCUAUGAAGCAUUGGAAAUGGCUGGCUAUUCAGACGGACCGACGAAAUUGACGGAUUCAAACAGAAUCGCCGCGUUCUACGGCCAAGUUACCGACGACUGGCACGAUCAAAGUCAUCCAACACUGGGUUGCGAUGCCUACACUCUCCAGGGAGUCCAACGUGCGUUUAGCUCUGGACGGCUUGCAUGGCAGUUCAAAUGGGAGGGUCCUACGUAUUCACUAGAUUCUGCGUGCGCGUCUACGACGGCAGCGAUACAUCUAGCCUGCAUGAGCUUACUUUCCAACGAUAUCGACAUGGCCGUCGCGGGAGCUAGUAAUAUCCUCAACUACCCUCACUCGUUCGCCUGUCUCAGCAAGUCUGGCGUUUUAUCAGACACUGGAAAUUGUAAACCCUAUCGAGAUGAUGCUGAUGGCUAUUGCCGUGCCGAUUUCGUGGGCUCGGUUGUACUUAAGCGUCUUGAGGACGCAGUUGCGGACAAUGACAACAUCCUCGCCGUCAUAGCAUCAUCCGGAAGGAAUCACUCUGGAAACUCUACAUCCAUCACGUCCUCCGAUCCUGGUGCCCAGGAAAGACUGUUUCACAAGGUCUUGCGAAACGCAAAUGUCUCUCCGGACGAUAUCUCUUACGUGGAAAUGCAUGGAACAGGAACACCUGUCGGGGAUCCUGCUGAGAUGAGUGCCGUUGGUAACGUCUUCAAACACAGACGACGAGCUGAUGGACCUCUUCCUGUCGGGGCAGUUAAAGCAAAUUUCGGCCACAGUGAAGGAGCUGCCGGAAUGGCUUCUCUCCUCAAAUGCAUCAUGAUGUUCAAGACGGACACGGUACCUCCUCAGGCGGGUAUGCCACACGCCCUCAACCCCAACUUCCCGCCGUUGUCGGAACUGAAUGUUGAGAUACCGGCUGAACCGAAAGAGUUCAAGAAGACGAGGUCUGGUGAACCAAGACGCAUUCUUCUCAACAAUUUUGAUGCAGCUGGUGGCAAUGCUUGCUUGCUUCUUGAAGAUUGGGAUGGGAGGCAUUCGCCCAUGGCUAAGUUGGAAGACACAACCGACAUUCGUUCUAGUCAUGUUGUAACUAUGUCGUCUCGGACGCAAGCCGCACAUAAAGCCAACAAGCAGAACUUGUUGACCUGGCUUCGGGAAAAUACAACUGCUCGACUUGCUGAUAUUGCGUACACUACUACCGCUAGAAGGAUGCAUCAUCCCAUCAGGUCGGCGUACACUGCAAGCACGACCGAAGAACUCAUUGCCAGAGUAGAGGCUUCGAUUCAAGUUUCAGAGUCGUCAUCACUCACAUCACCGCAGACUCCCAUCAUUUUUGUUUUCUCUGGCCAAGGAUCGCAUUAUGCCGGCAUGGGAAGCGAUCUGUAUCAGACUAGCCCUUCAUUUCGUGAGACCGUCGAUCUCUGCGGGCAUGUAGCCAAGAUUCACGGCUUUCCAUCGUUCAUUGACCUGAUUACCGACAAGAACAUUGAUAUGUCAAACAAGUCCACGAUACAAACGCAGCUGGCAGUGUUGACUCUGGAGAUCGGCCUUGCUGCUUUCUGGAAAGCGGCUGGUGUGCAGCCUUCCGCGGUCAUGGGCCAUUCUCUUGGUGAGUAUGCCGCUCUUCACGUUGCGGGAGUACUAUCUCUAGCGGAUAUGCUGUAUCUUGUUGGCCACAGGGCUUCUCUGCUCUUGGAAAGGUGCGAGGAAAAUGGAUUCACCAUGCUGGCUGUUGCCAUGUCUGCAAAGGAGACACAAGAGCUUCUGGAUUCGAACAAGGAGUUCUCAUCUUGCGGUAUAGCGUGCUUCAAUGGUCCAAAUGCUACAGUUAUUAGUGGCGAGGCUCAAGAUAUUAGCCAUCUCCAAGGUCGCGUGCCAAAAGCUUCGAAACUCCUUCCGGUGCCGUAUGGCUUUCACUCGUUCCAGAUGGACUCCAUCAUUUCUGAAUUCAGCACUCUUGCAGAUGGUGUCACCUUUUCCGAACCCAAGAUUCCAGUUGCCUCCACGUUGUUAGGGUCUAUGAUUGAAACGAAAGGUAUAAUCAACGGCGUCUAUUUGGCGCAGCAGACUCGCCAACCGGUCGACUUUAUUGGCGGCUUGAAUGCGAUCAAGCAGAAGUUCAAUGAUCCCAUCUGGCUUGAAAUUGGGCCUAACCAGGUCUGUACUCAGUUCGUGCGAGCAUCUUCAAGUUCGUCUUCUCCCACCAUUAAGAUAUUGUCGACGCUUGACGGUCCACGUCGCGACUGGAUGUCAAUUGACAAGUGCAUGGCAAUGCUGUACACGCAGGGUAUUGCAAUUGACUGGCUCGCUCUCCACAAACCUUUCAUGCAUUCCUUGAAGGUGGUGACUCUGCCAGCAUACGCAUGGGAUACGAAGGACUAUUGGAUUACUUAUUCAGAAGCCAAGGCUAUCCAGGGUACUACAUCAACUACCGAAGCCAUCAAACAAGAAAUCAUUUCAACAUUUGCGCAGACCAUUGUUAAAGAGUCUUCUUCUAAUUCGGGAAAGCUGGAAAUAACAUUCCGUGCUUCACUUACAGACGAGAAUCUACAAGCUGUUAUGGAAGGACACCGGAUGGAACAGCUACCAAUAUGUCCAGGCAGUGGCUUCUGCGAGGCUGCCUUCGCUUCAGCGGCGUAUGUCCUAGAGUCCAUAGGCAGAAGUGAGGAUGCAACAGUGACAAAACUGAGGCUUCGGCAUCCAGUGAUGCAUCGCCCACUGACCAAGAACCUUGUCGGCCCUGAUGGACAGCUCUUCACCACGAUCACCAUGGAAAGCAAAGACAGCAACAACAUCCACGUCUCAUGGAAAGCUUCCGCUUCUGGGCGAAACUCUUCAAUGGUCGAGCUCGGAACAUGUACUCUAGUAGUGCAAAAGGACGUCAGGGCUCUCCAAGCCACUUGGGAUAGAACUGCCUACCUUGUCAAGGACAGGAUGGACAGCAUUAUAAAGUCCGCUGAGGAUGGUCAGGGCCACUGGCUCAAGCACGACAUCUUUUAUUCUCUGUUUGCAACGACCGUCCAAUAUGAUCCGCUCUACAAAUGUACCAAGAUGGCAUACAUUUCGAAUGACUUUUCUGAAGCUGUUGCGGAAGUUGUCCUCCAGGACAAUCCUGGUGAAGCCAAGUUUAUAGCCUCUCCUUAUUGGGGUGAGGGUGUAGUUCACAUUGCAGGCUUUGUGGUCAACGCAAACCCCUUGAGGAGUCCUGGCACAUGUUUCAUAAACUCUGGCUUUGAAAGCUUUGAGCAAACGGUGGAGUUUAGGGCUGGAAAGUCGUACUUUGCAUACGCUCGUGCCCAUCAGGUAGAAGAGGGGAGAAAGAUCUGUCAAGUAUUCGUGUUUGACUCGGAUGGUAAGAUUGUGGCCCAGUGUUGCAAUCUGAAUUUUGUCAGAAUCAGCAACGCCCUACUACAGCAUAAUCUCUCAGAGGGGGCGGCAAAGCCUACAAGCCGUGGCAUGGUCAAGCAGGAGAAGGAAGUGCCCGCGACCACCGAAGCCGUCAAGCAGCCUGGAAAGGAGGAAUCGAGACACUCUGUCGAUACGCCGAGUUUCUCUGACGUUUUGAUCAAGACGAUUGUGUCGGAAACGGGUCUUGAUGCAUCUGAGUUGACUGAUGACACUGUUGUCGCCGAGCUUGGUGUUGAUUCCAUCAUGUCCAUUGAGAUUGCCAACAAGGUGUCUAAUGCGACGGGUGAGCAGCUGACGCCCAUGUUUUUGCAUGAGUACCCUACGAUUGGUGAUAUAAAACGAGCAUUUGACAUCCUGACACCUGUUUCUUCUGAGUCUGAUGCUGAGUUGACCGAAGAGUAUGACCUUCUUGAAGACACUAUGACGGAAGAAGCUGCUGUACAUGUGCCGUCACCAAGUUCAACUUCACUUCAAGCCGUCACAAACACGACUUUGGCGAGGAAUAUAAGUCCGCCUCAGCAAUCAGUGUCUAUCGAAGACGGCCCUGAGCCCGCCGUCAGGUUUACACUGCUACAUGGUCGUGCGCCCAAGCGCGUUCAAGACCAGCAAGCAUCACCAGCACCAUUUUAUCUGAUUGCUGAUGGCACAGGCUCAAUAGCCACUUACCUUCAUCUCCCUCCUCACAUCAACACCAAGAUGACCAUUUACGGUGUCGACUCACCGUACCUUCACUGCCCGAGCAGGCUGACACCAGAUGUUGGUAUCCCGGGCAUUGCGAAGCUCAUUGUAGACGAACUGGUCAAGAGGCAACCCCAAGGAGUUCCAUUCUGGCUGGGAGGAUUUUCAGGAGGCGCCAUGAUUGCUUACGAUGUUUCCCGCCAGCUAUCCGCUCUUGGUCAUGUUGUUGAAAGCCUCCUCCUCAUCGACAUGUGUCCGCCGCGUCAAAUACAGGCGCAAAAGUACGACGACGAGGUCGGUUUGGCCAUGUUUGACGCCAUUUCCGGCAAUGACGAUAGCGGUGUAUGGGAGUCUUCUGACAAGACACACCGACAUCUAAAGGCGUUAUUUGCGUCCGUUUCCGCCUAUAAUCCACCCCCUUUGUCAGAGGGAGAGAGUCCCCCGGCUAAACGCGUAGCUCUCAUCUGGGCGCAAAAGGGUAUGAUUGACCGUUGUGUCAACAGUCCUCGCUUUAGACAGAUUCUGGCGGAUCGUGGGUUAGUCAUUGAAUCUUAUCCGGGGUUCAUGGAGGACCCCAAGUUGGGCCCCGUGGCAUGGAGUCUUAUACACAAGACUGAGUCGGACCUUGGUCCCAAUGGCUGGGAGAAGUUUGUGGGACGCGAUGAGUUGUUGUGUAUGGCUGUUGAGGCUGAUCAUUUGGAGUUGCCUACGCCUGACUUUGUGCAUUUGCUUGGUGAGAAGAUGGACAGGGCGUUUGAGCACUUUGGACGAUGA
Messenger RNA from Pochonia chlamydosporia 170, 6264 nucleotides. Its product is annotated as polyketide synthase. The record is from RefSeq and is a predicted model, not a curated record. The coding region runs from base 1 to 6264 and encodes 2087 amino acids. The transcript has a single exon. Gene Ontology annotation, molecular function: fatty acid synthase activity; phosphopantetheine binding; 3-oxoacyl-[acyl-carrier-protein] synthase activity. Lineage: Eukaryota; Fungi; Ascomycota; Sordariomycetes; Hypocreales; Clavicipitaceae. Gene Ontology annotation, biological process: secondary metabolite biosynthetic process; fatty acid biosynthetic process.